Messenger RNA from Salvelinus fontinalis (brook trout), 2774 nucleotides. Its product is annotated as acyl-CoA dehydrogenase family member 10-like. The record is from RefSeq and is a predicted model, not a curated record. NCBI's taxonomy places the organism in Eukaryota, Metazoa, Chordata, Actinopteri, Salmoniformes, Salmonidae. Bases 164 to 2005 code for a protein of 613 amino acids. The transcript is spliced from 13 exons.
CAACAUGUCUGCAUUGUAAACAGUACUGCAAAUAUGUCUCUAGAAUACAAGACUAUCACAUAAUAUUCUGCAAUCAACGUUAGCCAGCGUAAGGUCAACACAGGUAAGAGAGAGAGACGUUGACAACUAUCUGACAUUGCCUGACAGAGACAACGUUGAAAAAAUGAUGAUGAUGAUGAUGAUGAAGAAGAAGAUGCGGACUGCUGCACGAUUCAGGUCUCAGUUGUGGAGACUGAAGAUGCCUAGCCUCUGUCACAGAAGCUUUGCUGCCAUCUCCACUUACAAAGCUGUCAUUUUUGACAUGUAUGGAGUUCUCAUUCCGUCACCUGUCAAAUUGGCAACAGUGUUUGAACGACAGAACGGUGUUCCUCUGGGCACGCUGGGCAAGGCCAUCAGGACAGGUGGGGAGGUGAACGCGUGGAAGAGGUUCAUGCGUGGAGAGAUUGGGGCUGAGGAGUUUGUGGAGGCCUUCAGCAGGCAGUGCAGUGAGAUAGCAGGAUGUCCUGUUCCCAUUGGCUCAUUCUUGUCUGAUCUGACCAGUGGGCCAAUGACCAGGCCUCUACCCUUCAUGAUGGAGGCCAUUUUGUGUGCUCGCUCCAGGGGCCUGAAGACUGCUGUCCUCAGCAACAACUUCCUCCAGCUGAACGGUGACCCCUUCCUGCCUCUGGACCACUCUCUCUUCGAUGUGAUAGUUGAGUCGUGUAGGGAGGGCCUCAGUAAGCCAGACCCUAGUAUCUACCACCUGUGCCUGAACAGACUGGGUGUCUCUGCCCAUGAGGCUGUGUUUCUGGAUGACCUGGAGUUAAACGUUAAGGCAGCUGCCCAGCUAGGGAUACAUGCUAUCAAGGUAGGGGACCUUGCAGUGUCAGUGAAGGAGCUGGAAGGGGUGCUGGGGAUCCCCCUGUCAGGGUUUGUUCCUGGGCCUGGCUCUGCCCCUUGGGACACAAAGCUCCCUAUGGACCAACUCACACAGUACCUGAGGAAGACUCUCCAUCUGUCUGACAAAGACCCUGUUGCUGUCCAACAACUCAGCCCCAGUCAGUCAAACGCCUUAUAUCACUUGACCACUGGAGGGCGCCAUCUCCUCCUGAGGAAACAGCAGAAGACCUCCCGUGCCAUGGAUACAGAGUACAGGUUGUUGAAAUCUCUCAGUGGAUCAGGCAUCCCUGUUCCAGAGAUCAUUGAUCUGUGUGAGGACACAAGUGUCCUGGGUGCUCCCUUCCUCUUGAUGGAGGUCUGUCUAGGUAGGAUGUUCAGUGACCCCUCCCUGCCAGGCCUGACCCCUGGGGACAGGAGGGCCUUGUACCAAGCCAUGCAACACACACUCUGCCAGAUCCACUGUCUAGAUACUAGAGCAGUCGGCCUGGAGGACUACGACGAGCCAGUGGAUUACAUGAGGCUUCAGGUACAGUGGUGGACUCAGCAGUACAGGGACAGUGAGACUCUGCCCAUCCCAGCCAUGGAGAGACUCAUACAGUGGCUUCCUCUGCACCUCCCCAAACACCAGAGAACUACGCUGAUCCAUGGAAGCUUCAGACUGGAGAACCUUGUGUUCCACCCAGAGAAGCCAGAGGUGGUUGCGGUGAUGGACUGGGGCCGUUCCAGACUGGGUGACCCUCUAACAGACCUGACCUUCAGCUGUAUGGCUCACUACCUGCCCCAGGACAACCCUCUACUGACAGGUAUAUCUGACAGGGGCCUAGUCCACCUGGGUAUCCCCACUGUGGAGGAGGUGAUGAGGCAGUACUGCAGCUCUAUGGGUCUGGAGGAGGGAAUCCCAGAAUGGAACUUCUACAUGGCCUUCCACCUCUUCUGCCUGGCAGCCAGCCACCAGGGGGAGAGCAAGAGUACCAUUGCAGAACAAACCGGCUCUGGGAGGUUAGCUGAGGAGGUGGCUGACCUGGCCUGGGACUUUGCCACCAAAGAGGGCUUCCGUAUCUUCAACGCCAUGCCCAGGUCGCCUCAUGCAGGCACCUCCCCUUUAAAGGGGCAAGUAGCAGAGUGACUGCUUUGUUGUUUUUCAAAUCCUCGAUUGCCCCUUUAAGACCAGAUUUCAGUAGCUGAAGUGAUUGGCAGCAUAGAGGAAGUCAUCUGUUCUUUUUUGGCGCUUAAGGACACAUUACAUUACAUUUCUACAUUUAUACCCAGGAUAUUGUUUUUCAACAGGAAAAGGUCAAAAAUAACUGGAGCGGGACUUUAAGGGGUGUCUUAGAGAGGAUGACUCCCCAUCCUACCCAGACUUCCAGAGUUCAGCUGUUCAUCCACUAUUCCCUCCAGGAGCCCUGGGCUACUGUCUCAGCCAGGAAACGGCAGCCUUCCCUGGGCAGGAUCGCCCCUGGCCGUAGAUGGCCUAAAGCCGAUUGCUGUGCCUCAGAAUCUUUUGCACUUGUUUUUCUCUUCCUGGCUUUUUUCUACUGAUAGCAGCUGUUUCCAAGAAGGCUUUACGUGCAAUAACUGUGGUUGGUUUUUUCCCUACAAAACUUCAUCUCUGGACAAGAGUGUCCGCUCGAUGAAUAAAAUGUAAAUGUUUGCUCAGGUCUAUUUCUUAGAUUCAGUUUACAUUAGUUCAAACUUUAUGGAGCCUGAGGAUGCUAUGGUCAGCAAUGCUUGUCAAGUGGUCCUGGGCUUUACUCAACCAUACCUCUAAUUAAAUAACCCACACCAAGUAUCCAGUCAGAGAUGUCAGUAUAUUACACCUCAUUACAUUAUUGUAUGACACAACCACAGUCUGUUAUAACAUUGUAUAUUCUGUCAAAAUAAAGUAUAUCACUAUU